AUGACAUAUAAACAAGAAACGUAUUAUCUUCAUUAUCGUCCAAUUUUUGACGUUAUAAAGGAAUUGUUGAGCAAUAAGGAUAUAUUUGCCCAUUGUACUUUUAAAUUUACACUAUUAAAUCAUAACAGAGAAAGAAUAUAUAACGAACAAUAUAAUGGACAAUGGUGGGAAAGAGUCCAAAAAUCACUUCCUAAUGGUGCAAAUGUAUUGUCAGUAAUUUUAUAUUCAGAUGCUACGACACGUGAUCACUUAGGAAAGACCAGCGAACAUCCCAUUUAUUUGACACUUGGUAAUAUAGUUAGUUGGCGCAGAAAUAGGCCUGAUGCCAAAAUACUUUUGGGUUAUCUGCCGAUCCUAAAGGCAAAAGAUAUUUCACAAAAGAGGUCAAAGAGUUUUCGGUUAGCCAAGCGAGUCCUUUAUCAAUAUGCUUUAAAUAUAUUGACACGAUCGUUACUUGACUAUAAUGGUGGAUUUGAUCUUCAAACAGAUAAUGGUAUAAAGUGGUGUUUUCCGUUUAUUUCCGUAAUGUUAGGAGAUUUACCAGAAAAUGCUGCGGUAACUUUAACAUUUAACUCUGUUAAUUGUCAAAACCCUUGUCAUAAAUGUUUGGUGAAGCGUGAGAAGCUGAACAAUGUGGAGUUAACAAACGAUCAAAUUAUCUUAAGAACACCAGAAAAUAUGAGAUGUCUUGUUGAACAAAAUUCUGCACAACAAUAUUCUCUACACGAUAUGAAAAACAUCUUUUGGAAUUAUCCGUACGUAUCACGUGAUUUUUAA
Rhizophagus irregularis DAOM 181602=DAOM 197198 is the source of this 777-nucleotide messenger RNA. The record is from RefSeq and is a predicted model, not a curated record. NCBI's taxonomy places the organism in Eukaryota, Fungi, Glomeromycota, Glomeromycetes, Glomerales, Glomeraceae.